This is a messenger RNA of Eleginops maclovinus (Patagonian blennie), 3392 nucleotides long. Its product is annotated as proline-rich protein 36. Gene Ontology annotation, biological process: negative regulation of transcription by RNA polymerase II. The coding region runs from base 268 to 2052 and encodes 594 amino acids. The transcript is spliced from 3 exons. Gene Ontology annotation, molecular function: DNA-binding transcription repressor activity, RNA polymerase II-specific; RNA polymerase II cis-regulatory region sequence-specific DNA binding. The record is from RefSeq and is a predicted model, not a curated record. Lineage: Eukaryota; Metazoa; Chordata; Actinopteri; Perciformes; Eleginopidae.
UGCUGCGUGCAGGUAAAAGGAACAAGCGACACAAAACAGAAAACAUUUAUCUUGGCAGAAAGCGAGGAGUGCGAUGGAAACGGACUCUCCGGUGAAACAUUCGUGCGCUGCAGAAAAGCUAAACAUUUAGGUCGGCGAAAAAGCGCAACACCUUCAGCUUCUUGAAAGAAAGUGCCGUUGUGUCAACCAUCGCUCGGCUCGCGGGCACGCUUUGUACCGCAAGCAACUUGGACAGCUGCGUGUUUUCAAGCCAGCCAUCAACAAAGAAUGAAAGCAUUCAAACGAGCUCUGGAAGAAGAGCAUCGCCCGGAUCAGGAGCACUCUUCAGCGAUGUCGGACAGUGAUGACGGCUCGCCGCUCGACCUGUCAGGAAGGGGGCUUUUUGGGAAGCGCCGUCGCCGCGGCAACCUGCCCAAGGAGGCGGUGCAGACUCUGCGGAGCUGGCUGUACGAACACCGCUUCAACGCCUACCCUUCAGAGCAGGAGAAACUCAGUCUGUCAGGCCAGACCAACCUGUCUGUGCUGCAGAUAUGCAACUGGUUUAUCAACGCGCGUCGUCGCCUCCUCCCUGACCUGCUUCGCAAGGAUGGCAAAGACCCCACCAAGUUCACCAUCUCGCGCAAGGUUGGCAGUAAAAGUGACAGCCACUAUAAUGGAGGCUGGAGCAGAUCUCCAGAAAGCAACUCUUCCACCAGCCCCUCUCAACAGCGCCCGUCGGUCAUCCGCUCUGCCCCGACGCUGGACCUCAGUCUUCUUGGGAACACGGCGACGGCUAUUCUUACGGGAGCGGGCUACCCUGGUAAGGAAGGGUCGGUCCAGGCGCUGAUGAGGCUGGACACCCAGAGCCUGAUAAGGGAAGCAGAGGAACAGGGGGCAAAUAACUUUUGUCUCACCAGCACAACAAUGGCAGCUAGCCCCACCGUCGGCCUCUUCAAUACGCCUCCCCCGACUCCUCCCGAGCUGUUCCCCACUCAGGACUUCAGCGACCUGAGGCUCCUGGUGGAUGCAGCUCUGCAGAGGGCUGCAGAACAGGAGAACCAGAAAAGGCUGCAGGAAAGCCAGAGCAGACCGGCAGAGGCUGUAAAGACUGAACUGGUGGAGUCACAGUGUUACAGUAGUGACAUGGGACCCACUCCGCCUCCUGAGGACAACCAACAAGUCAUGGAUCCUUCCAGGGUUCAGAGUCUGAUGGAGAAGGCUAUGGCUGUAUCUGUGUCAGCUGUUGCUGCAGUACAGGAUCCAGAACUGCUUCCUUUAACAGUAUCAGUACCAGCACCAGUUCCAGCCUUGGUUUCAGCCCAGAGGCUGUCUCCUCUCCUCAUGAAUAAAGCCACCUGGAGCACCGUGGAGAAGGACAGCGCCAUAACUUCCAGCGCAAAGCAGGCGCCGCUCCUCCCAGCCCAUCUGCCAAGCAUGGUGCCGGUGUCCGCCUCAGUUUUAGGACCGCACAAUCCUCAGAACCCAGCUGCUGCUCAAGCCAAAGCCCCAGCUUCAUCAUCAUCUCCACUGCUCACUACACGCCCUACAGAGUUGGUAUCUGUGCCAACAACUGUUGUACUCCAAGCCAUGAGUCCUGCCCCUGUCGCAAGCCAGACGUCAUCACAUAUGGUCACGCUUUUUCCAGCUGCUCCUUCUCCAGCCAUCCCCUCUAUCACAGACCCCAGGGGUGUCCCACUUUACCUGCCAUUCCAAAAAUCCCCCAUUAUCCCAGUCACAGUUCCGUGUACACCGCUCCUUUCAGCUGCAGUGUCGCCUCCAGCCCAAACUCCAACUCUCCUCCCUGCUUCAGCCCCCAUAUCAUCCUCAACACCAGUGAUGCAGCCUCCUUUGGGCCUGAUGUCCCACCUCCCUGCUCCUCUUCAGCCUUCUUCCAUUAGCAGCAAUGGUAUUGUCAGCAGUGCUCAGAGGAAUUCAGCAGUGGUGCCCAGUGUUUGGAGCAUGGUCCACGCUGAUAGCAGGCAGUCUACUUCUCUUCAAGUGGUAAAGACCCCCAUCACCACAGUGUGGGGCCCACAGCACAGCCUGCACACAGUGAGUGAAGCUGUUAACUAGGAGUUGAUUUUUCUUUUUCUUUUAAUAUAAAUAUAUAUAUCUAGGAGGAGAGAGGCCAAACAUUCCUGUUGGCCGGACUACACUGUACAUAGGAGAAUGUAUGUUCAUCACCAGUCCCCUGUCGUCGUAAACGCCUGUGCCUGCCGAAAACAGGAUAUGAAAUCAGAUUUAUGAACAAGGACAAAGUGAAGUAACAAACAUGAGGUGUUAAAGACUUGCUGUUUCAAGCAACUUUUUUUUUAAAUGUGCUGUUCUCGAUGGAGGCACCUGCCGGUAAGAACACUUUUUGAUGUAUUUUCUCAAAAAGGAACAUUCCUCAGUGGAGUUUGUUUGUUGUACAAAGUUUUUGAUGCCAUUUUCAAACCUCUUUCGGCACUACAAUUUAUGAAUGAAGAUGAAAUAUCCCGUAAUUGUACAAAAGGUCAAAUGAUGUCAUUUUCAGGACCAGCAGUUAGCCUCUUCAGUAGCAGACCUGGACUGUAUUGAAUGUACAUGGACAUUGAUAUCAUUGGCUAGGCUGCCUAUCAUCCUUUACACUCCAGCAUAAAAAGGAGGGAAUUUGUUUUUGUUUUUCCUACACACAGCGACAAUAUUGUAGUCUAUUAUCUUUCAAGGAUUCCCUGUUCUUAUUUAAAUUCACCCCGUUUUCCUCAGAGAUGAGUACAAGGGGAAGUUGAUUGUACUGCAGUGAGGCUGUCUAAAUGACUUGCCUCAAUGUGUCUGUCUCCAUCACACCCCACCUCUACUUCCUGUCUUUUAUAGCUGAGGGGAUUGAUUUGCACUCAUGAAUUGUCAUCUCAACCACUUAAUGCACGCUUUAAAGCGUCACGGCUCUUAUUUUGCUGUUUCCAACCCCUAAAAACAAACAAUAUUUUCUGUGUUUUUGCUCAAAGCAAAGUGGUUCUGUCCGUUACUUUAAUUGUCCUAGAUCAGUUUUGUAGGAUUUUUCAGGGGCCGUUGUUGAAGUGUGCUGUGGCCACAAGAUGAAGGGGAGAGGGUCACAUUGGAUCUGUUACAGAAAUCAAUUUCAGUGAGGAGGUGAGCAGCUUUGUGGUCUGAUGACAUCAAGCUCUCACAGCUCCUGAAAUGAAACUUACACCUGCUCUGAGACUUCAUCUUCUGUGGUGGAAAAACACUUUAAACAUUGGAUCCAUCAUUAGGGAUAUGGAGACAUUCCAGAUAUAUCCCAGUUAAUUUGGGGCCUUAUGAAUUGGUCAGUUUAGUUCAAACCUGAAUGUCUUAUCAUUUGAAAGUUUAAUUGAUGCAUGUAGUGUCUCGACGAAACAAAUGUAGCAGAUGAUCUGAAAUAGCAGACUUUUGCUGGGGUUUUUCUUCCCAAA